This is a messenger RNA of Meloidogyne enterolobii, 480 nucleotides long. NCBI's taxonomy places the organism in Eukaryota, Metazoa, Nematoda, Chromadorea, Rhabditida, Meloidogynidae. The record is from the annotation of a GenBank genome assembly.
AUGGAUGUGGAAAUCCAAUUAAUCCAUUCGACACAAAUUGGUAGUCUACUAAAUCCUAACCUUUUCUUCCCCUUACCUUUCUUUAGGAAUGUCUCUCUCCCCCCUUCUCCACCAAAUUUUAAAUACUUUACUAAAUCGUCAAAAAAUCAAACAAACAAAACAACACCUAUUCGGAUUUUGCAAUUAUCUGAUAUUCAUUUUGACCCGGCUUAUUUGGAAGGAAGUGAGGCAGAUUGUGAAGAACCUGUUUGUUGUAUUAAAAUGCCGAAGAAAGGAGAAAGUGUAAAAAAGAAAGCGGGGUAUUGGGGGACAGCAGCAAAAUGUGAUAUUCCUCUUCGAACUGUAGAAAAUUUGCUAGAACAUAUUAAUCGAACUCAUAAACUUGAUUUUGUACUUCUUUCUGGCGAUUACCUUCAUCACCGAGAUUGGGGUAAUUCUUUAUUUUAUCAUCUAAACUUAUUUAAUUUUGUCUUUAAAUAA